AUGACUACAAACAAGUAUACUUUUUCAGGAAAGGCUGAUUUUGAAAGGAGUUUACGUAUAAAAUCUCGAGGCUCAGGGUCUCGUGAGGUUAGAAUCUACAAAAAAUUUAAAAAAUCCACUGCAAUCGCAAGCUCUCCAAGUAUGUCAACAAAAGAAAGUUUAAUAUGCAGUUUUCAAAACCAAAGCAUUGAAUCUAUUUCUGGGCAUGUCUGUCAGAAUAAGCCCCCUCGUGUGCCUCCACUUCUAACUAAAACAAUUUUGCAGCAUAAAAAUAAAGAGAAAAGUGAGAGAGGUACUUUUACUCAAGCUGAUGAUUUCUUUUUCCUUAAUCAACAUAGGUAAUUUUUACUCACCCCACUUUCCACCGUGAGUAAAAAAAAAAAAUUUUUGUUGGCUCGAGGAGAUUGGCCAUUUUUUAUUUAUAUAUAAAUUUUAUUUUCAAUCUUUCCCUAAAAAUAGUUUAAUUUGUAAAAUUAUGUUUUAAAAUUCAAGCUGUUUAAAAUUAAACAGAAUUAGCUAGAGAUCAUAUCCUAAUUAUCACUUAUAUAAAUAAAAAUUUGUUUUUCUCUUACAGAGGGUGGUUUUUGAUCCAAAAAUUAGAAAUUUUUCUAUUGAAUUUGUUCACUCAAGGAGAAAUAUGGGAGUCAGAAAAAUCGAAAUAAUUAAAUCUCGGCAAUUUUUUAGCUCAAAAUUACCGUUUUGAUUCCAAGAUGCAAUUUUGUUUGAUAUUUCAACAAAAAGAUCAAGCAAUUCCAAUCGCUGCUUGCAUAUAGAAGAUUUAAUUCCUAAAUCCUUUCUGUUAUCGACCUAAAGAAUUUUUCUUGCUCAGAUGAAGCGUAGUAAAUUUUAUAUAGAGGCAUAGCCUGUAUAAAUUUUAAUUUAAAUUUGUUUUCAAACAAAUUUAAUUUAUAAAUUUGGUUUUAGAAUGCGAGUUGUCUAAAUUUAACAGAAUUAGCUAGAGAUCCGUCUAUAUUAAAAAAUUUUUGCUCACUCAUAGCAUUAUUUUUACCAAAAAUAGGGGUUUUGCCAAUAUUUUUUCUCACUCAUGAAGUAUUAAGGAUAUUAAAAGAUCAGAUUUUGUGAAAUGGGUAAACUGCAUGACUGAAAAUAGAAACUAA
Blepharisma stoltei is the source of this 1118-nucleotide messenger RNA. NCBI's taxonomy places the organism in Eukaryota, Ciliophora, Heterotrichea, Heterotrichida, Blepharismidae. The record is from the annotation of a GenBank genome assembly.